AUGGCCUCGAGGCAUCGAACCCGAAUCCUACCGCCAUCGUCACUCCUCAUCUCAUACCUCGCGUCAACAGCUCAGGCCGCAUUCACCAAUGACUUCUCCGCGUAUCCUUCGUCAGCGCGAGCAUGUCUCUACAAGGCGGCAGACGCGUCCGGUUGCACAGGUGACACGGUGGCCGAAAUGAACCACUGUCUCUGCGGGAAUGGAGGAAAUUUCGUGACAUCGACCGCGUCAUGUGUCGCCGAGACGGAUCACGACGAGCUGGAUGAUGUUUACGAGAUGCUUUUGACGUCCUGCACAGACUCGAAGACGCCAUUGGGUGUCUCACAGGCAGAGUUUCUCUCGACCGGCAGCUCCAGUUCGUCAUCUUCAUCAACAAUGAGCUCAACAUCUACGACUUCAUCAAGUUCAUCAACGACAUCAUACAUUCCAUUAACGACAUACAAGAGCGUAGCGAACGGAGUGACGGUAACGGUUACGAAGGGGAUUGAAUCGGUACCGACCGGGACGAAUGUUGGAAAGGGGAGCAGCAGCAGCGACACGUCGGACUCGAGCUCGGGUGAUGGGCCUGGUCACACCGCCCUGGCGGCUGGUCUCGUUGGAGGAAUCGCAAUUGUUCUGGCCAUUCUGGCAUUCCUUUGCUACCGCAAGAGGAAACAGAAGCAGCAGCGUGAGGCGGGUGCCGGACCCGGUGGGAAGUUCGCGGCCUUGUCCAGCGCGACAAGCCUUACGACCAUGAGCUCGCCUCCUCAAAACAAUGCAACUGCUGCAGCAACGACUCAGUACCACAACGUCAACGAUCAACGACCCGGUACCGCCGGCACAAUGCAGAUUGCCGCCACUCCAGGAUGGCAUCAACACGAACACCAACAACAAUAUCAACAGGGAAAUCUUAGCCCGCAACACUGGCAGCAGCAAAACACACACGGCCAAGGUUCAGGAUCAUGGCCAUCGCCCGUAUCGAAUGGAGCAACAGGCACUUGGGGAGGACACGGAGUGUCACCCGUCUCCCAAUAUCCUCCCGGCACGUCCCAUGGAUCAUCGCCGCCAAUGCAGAACGGAACCUGGAACGGCCAGUCUUCGACCGCGAGAGACCUCACCUGGAAUGCCCAAGCCCAGAACAACACCUGGAACCCCCAAACAUCACCACCAAACGGAACAUGGAACGCGCAAGCGAUGCCUGUUCCUGUUCCCGCCCCUAUGCCCCAUCCCUCCAACUCAGCAACAUCUCCCGUCUUCGAACUUCCCGGAGACAACAUGCAAGCCGUUGAGGCAGACUCUACACCGAUCGGUCCCGCCCAGCCGGCACCAACACAGCAACAUCACAAUCAUUACCAACACUACGCACAACCAUCAUCAUCAAUACAAAACACGCCACAAAUGGCAACCGCACAUCCAGCACAACCUGCACCUGCGCAUCACGGUAUGAAUAGGCAGGUGGACGAUGCACUGCAAAUAUCACAAGUAGAAUUACCGCCGCCACGGUACACGGGACCAUCAAGCCCAGAUUGGGUCAGCGAGGACAAGAAGUUCGGAUGA
Molecule: messenger RNA, 1536 nt
Organism: Colletotrichum gloeosporioides
Lineage: Eukaryota; Fungi; Ascomycota; Sordariomycetes; Glomerellales; Glomerellaceae
Exons: 1
Coding region: 1-1536 (511 amino acids)
Source: RefSeq, a predicted model, not a curated record